AUGAGUGAAAGCUCGCAUACGCAAAAAAAUUCGUCGCGAGUGAACAUUCUGCUGCCCCGGGGGGAAAAGUCUCGAAAGAGAGGCACGGAAGUGUGCCAAAAGCUACGGAAAGGAAAGCCAAAACUUGGAAACAGCCAGACCACACCACGUGCAUCUUUGCACCAGACCAUCCGACAGCAAAUUCGGCUCUGUGUCGGCAAAAGGGCCGACAAGAAACAGAUCAACUCGUCCAAUCGGCUCCAGUCUGCGUUCCAUCGCCGCACUGGUAGCGAAGUAAUCCCGGCGAACCAGGGCCGAAUCCGUUCGCUCUUCGUCGCCGCACCAGUGGCGUAAGAAUUCCGGUGGUACCGCUGCCGAUCCGGACAGGAUUGCAUCGCCGCAGCAAGGAGCAAACAUCCGGUGGAACCUCCGCCGAAGCAAAAGGCCUCAGACCGCCGCAGCAGGCGAAUAUCGGGUGAAGCAGCCGCCGAAAUUCCUUGCCUCAUCAGUGGCGUAACAUUCGGU
Molecule: messenger RNA, 504 nt
Organism: Uranotaenia lowii
Lineage: Eukaryota; Metazoa; Arthropoda; Insecta; Diptera; Culicidae
Exons: 4
Coding region: 1-333 (110 amino acids)
Source: RefSeq, a predicted model, not a curated record